AUGAACGUCAUCACCAAAUCGGUCGCUUUAUUCGCAUUGGUCUCGUCAGCUGCUGCUGCUUACAGUAACUCUACUGUGGUCACAACACAAGGUACGGUGACUGGCUUCACCACCUACUGUCCUGAAAGUACCGUUUUCACAAUUACCACCUGUAAGGACAAUCACUGUUCACCAACUACUGUUUCAGUUACUGGACCUUCUACAGUGACACUUAGUGGCUCCAUCUUGCGCCCAAGUUCAUACACAACGGAUGUUACCAAGACUGGCUACACCGUCACUGACUACACCACCUACUGCCCAGAGACCACCGUUUUUACCGUUACCAAAUGCACUCAAACCGUUUGCAAGCCAUCGCCAGUUACCGUUACUUCUCCAGGUACUGUGACUGUCACCGGAACUGUUGUUUGCGAAACUCCACCUAGUCCACCUAAAUCCAGCGUUGUCGUCACCACCACUAAAUCAACCGUCAUUGGCGGCUCGAGCGUCCCCACUGUUGUUACCACCACCAAGUCAGGAGUUGCAACCACAUACACCAAGACGACGGUUACAGGAGGUACCACAGUUCCAACGGUGGUUACUACAACGAAACCAGCUCCUUCCACACCAAGCGUCGUUACCUACACCACGCCUGUGGUUGUUGGAGGCACCACUGUCUCAUCAGUUGUUGUUUCCACCCAUCCAGCUCCUUCCGCACCAAGCGUCGUUACCUACACCACGCCUGUGGUUGUUGGAGGCACCACUGUCUCAUCAGUUGUUGUUUCCACCCAUCCAGCUCCUUCCGCACCAAGCGUCGUUACCUACACCACGCCUGUGGUUGUUGGAGGCACCACUGUCUCAUCAGUUGUUGUUUCCACCCAUCCAGCUCCUUCCGCACCAAGCGUCGUUACCUACACCACGCCUGUGGUUGUUGGAGGCACCACUGUCUCAUCAGUUGUUGUUUCCACCCAUCCAGCUCCUUCCACACCAAGCGUCGUUACCUACACCACGCCUGUGGUUGUUGGAGGCACCACUGUUUCAUCAGUUGUUGUUUCUACUCAUCCAGCUCCUUCCACACCAAGCGUCGUUACCUACACCACGCCUGUGGUUGUUGGAGGCACCACUGUUUCAUCAGUUGUUGUUUCUACUCAUCCAGCUCCUUCCACACCAAGCGUCGUUACCUACACCACGCCUGUGGUUGUUGGAGGCACCACUGUCUCAUCAGUUGUUGUUUCCACCCAUCCAACUUCUCCAGUCCUGAUCCCUAGCUCAGCUGCUAAGCCAUCAGUUCCAGUUGCGGUAUCAUCAUCAUCACCAUCAUCGCCAACAACUGUUGCUGCAGUUUCAACCUCAUCCUCAACCUCACCAGCUGUCCCACCGGCAGUCACCAACCCGGCUUCAUCAGCUGCCUCAGUCUUACAAGGUGGUGCAGGAUCAGUUGGCGUCAAUUCCAUCUUGUUGUCACUUGUCGCGAUGGCCGUUGGACUUUUGUCUUAA
Molecule: messenger RNA, 1473 nt
Organism: Lodderomyces beijingensis
Lineage: Eukaryota; Fungi; Ascomycota; Pichiomycetes; Serinales; Debaryomycetaceae
Source: the annotation of a GenBank genome assembly